Tachysurus fulvidraco (yellow catfish) is the source of this 7297-nucleotide messenger RNA. It is a transcript of the gene lmod3, whose product is annotated as leiomodin 3 (fetal). Gene Ontology annotation, molecular function: tropomyosin binding. Lineage: Eukaryota; Metazoa; Chordata; Actinopteri; Siluriformes; Bagridae. Gene Ontology annotation, cellular component: striated muscle thin filament; myofibril. The coding region runs from base 163 to 2196 and encodes 677 amino acids. Gene Ontology annotation, biological process: muscle contraction; myofibril assembly; pointed-end actin filament capping. The transcript is spliced from 4 exons. The record is from RefSeq and is a predicted model, not a curated record.
ACCCCUCUUUGAAACACUGCUAUUUUUAAACAGGGAUAAGGCACUGAAGGAAUCUCACACCCAGUUGAAGUUCAGUCUGACAUUCACUUCAUAGUAGCUUGUAUUCUGCGUUGAUUUUGCCUCUGCUUCUGCUUUCCUAACUACAGCCACUCCAGUGUGAAUAUGUCCAAGUACUGUGAUCAGGACUUUUACAUAGAGGAGAUUGAUGAAGACAAAAUUUUGGCAGGUCUUUCAGUUGAAGAGCUCCAGCAGCUUCAGAAGGAAAUGGAUGAUAUUGCCCCUGACAAGAUGGUACCAGUGGGACAGAGACAUAAUAAUGCAUCUGUUGAAGCACCAACUCAAGGGGAUGGAAAUGGGGAAUCUGAGGACCAGGAAGACAUUGAUGAAGAUGGGAUUCUGGCAGGUCUCUCUGCUGAAGAGCUCCAACAGCUCCAGAAUGACAUAGAGGUAAUUGCUCCUGAUGAGAGAGUGCCAGUAGGGAUGCGACAGAAGGAUCAGACUGAUAAACCCCCAACAGGUUCAUUUGACCAUAGAUCACUAGUAGACUACCUGUACUGGGAGAGAGAAUCUAAACGUUUGCUGGAAGAAGAAAGAAUCCCUACAACCCUCCUCCCCAGUCAGAAAAAAAAGGAGGAAGAGCUGAAGAAUGCAGUGAAAGAAGCUAAUAAAAAUAUUGAAAUGGAAUAUGUGUAUGAGGACUUAGGGGAAGAUGCUGAGAUAGGGGAUUGUGAAGAGGUGACUCAGGUCAACAUUGAAGAGGUAAAAGACAAACUGGUGGAUGUAGAAGUUGGUGAAUAUGAUCAAAAGCCAAUUAAAACAGAACCUCAAGACAGUAGCAUUGCUGUAUGUGCCAACUCUCAGCCAUCUCCAAAUUCCUCUCUUUCACAAAGAGAUAAAGGGGCUUAUAAAGCUGAAUUGAAUGAUGAACCAAUAAUUGCUCAAAUUAAGCAAAUAGAUCAGAUUCAAUGUACACCUGUUUCCUCAACCUAUGAGAACUGGGUUCCAAAAAAAGAAGAAAGAGUCAUAUCCAAGUUGAAGAUCCCAAAGCUCACACUUGGCGAUGGUUUGAUUAAAAAAACUGCAAGGCCUUCUGGGAAUGAUACCAAUCUGGAAAGCACCCUGGACAAAAUUCGCAAUCAUAACUCCUCUGUCACUGAUAUCAACCUAAACAAUAUUGAAAACAUGCCUAAAGAAAUGCUUUUAGACUUUAUUGAGGCUUUAAAAAAGAACAAGCAUGUAAAGACUUUCAGCAUUGCAAACACAGGUGCAGAUGAAAACGUGGCCUUUUGCCUCGCCAACAUGCUUCGAGAGAACAGGAGCAUCAACACACUUAACAUUGAAUCUAACUUUAUUACUGGAAAAGGUAUCAUUGCGAUUAUGCGCUGUCUACAGUUCAAUGAGACUUUGACAGAACUCCGCUUCCACAAUCAGAGACACAUGCUGGGUCAUCAUGCAGAGAUGGAAGUGGCACGUCUCCUGAAAGCCAACAACACUCUGCUUAAGAUUGGCUACCAUUUUGAGCUUCCUGGGCCCAGGAUGGUGGUGACCAAUUUGCUCACUAGAAACCUUGACAGGCAGCGGCAACAAAGGAAGGAAGAGCAGAGGCUUCAUCAAAUUAAAGAACAAUGUCAGAUUAUAGGGGUGCAUGAGAACCACUUGAACAUGCCAGCAGGUCUGCUGGAGAUGUUAGGAGGAUAUAUUGAUGGAAUGGAAUUUCUGUGUGCUGCCCAGGAUUAUCAGCAUCUUUCACGAUGCUUUCCAGAACCCUAUAUGGUGUCAACACCAUGUCACCAGGUACAUAAAAAUCACCACCCUACACAACAACAUCCAUCUAGUUCAGGCUCAGACCCCAGCAAUAUAUUAAAAGAUGUGAAGCUUAAGAAGACUCCUAAACGUUGUGACCCACUCCUGGAUUUAACUACAAAAGAAGAGAAAGCAGAUGGGAGAGCUAACAUUCAGUUGCGAAGCACUCCCAAGCUAACAAAAACAGCAAGUGAAGGCUUUCUGGAUGACAGGGCCAACCUGAAAGAUGUGAUCAACGCACUGAAACCAGUUCCAAGAAGAAGGCAGCCACCGAAAGUAGAACUAACACCACGUGACCUACUUCUCAAUGAAAUAAAACAGAGCAAUGUGGCCUAUCUAAAAGCGGUACCUCUUCCCAAAGUUUUGGAAUCAGAGGAAACCAGUCUUUUAUGAUGACACCAUGCUUUUAGACAGACUGCUCAUCUGUACCUGUAGCCAUUAUUGGUCGAAGCUUUGAUCACAGUGUGGCCAUUAAUUUGCUAUUAAUAUUACAAUAGUUUCAUGAAACUAUUGUACUCUACUAAACUAUUGUCAGUGUACUCUAACCCUUACAUAAAUGUGUUUACUAAUCUAUUCACUCAGUAUUAGUAUCAUAUAGUAUACUUUUUGCAUUUUGCAAGUAACACUGAAUUUAGAUUUAAACAGUUCUGCAGGAUAAUAUCUAGUCUGCCUCUGUGUUUCAACAAGUUGGAUUUAAAAUAGCUAUGAAAAUGUUAUGAGGUGUAACCUGUGAAAAAAAGUAUUUCUACUUUUGGUUACACAAAUAUUUAUGGAGCUGAUGCUGUAUUUAGAUUUCAGCAAAGCCAGAUGAGAUGCACCAAAUUAAUUACAUACAGAAGUAAGCUUUCUGAUUAGAUACUAUGCCAUACUAUACUAUUUUUCUUUUGUCGUGUGUAGCAGGAAAAGACCUUGUGAUAAUUUACUGUCUUUUAUUAGAAGCCGAUUUAGGUAAUUUUACUAAGACUAUCUCAGAAAUAUUGCAAAGAUAUAAAGUAUAGUGCCACAACAAGAUACAGAAAAAAUAAUCCAUGUUUUUUACCUGUAGGUUUGAUCAUCUUACUGUCUGGAUGCUCCAGUAGGUAUAACAGUUAGUUCAAUGUAGCUAGAGUCCUAACUAGAAACAUAACAUUAACACAUAACCCUUAUCUUAUUCAUACUACUAUGUCUCCCUGUCUGAUUUUACAUUGAUUAUAAAAUACGACUACUAACCUAUAAAGCAAUUAAUGGUCUCACACCACAGUAACUGAACAACUUUUGUUUUUUAUUAUCUGUCACACCUAUUUUUAUCAAAAGGUGCAGGCCCACGCACAUUUUGUGAUAUCUACCAUGGGUAGCAAGUAAGGAGCUUUUUACGAAAUAAAAUAAAUAAAUAAAGGCUUGUUUUAUGGUCUGAUGAAUACAGUUAAGUUAAGCUUGAUACAAAAAAGCACCAUAAGAUCAUAAUCAAAAUCACCAUAAGAACAUCAUACCCACAGUUCAGCAUGCUAGUAGCAGCAUCUUGCUUUAUGACUCCUUUUCUUCAGCCAGUGCUGGUGCUUUUAUCAAGGUGGAGGCAAUAAAUAAAAUUUUAUUUGUAAACCACUCUUAACAAUGGACAUUGUCUCAAUUAGCUUUCAGAAAAGUUUGUUUUAAAUUAAAUUUAUAUUUAUCCCUAAUGAGCAAGCCUGAGGCAAUGGAGGCUAAGAAAAAAUAGCCAUGCUUGUAAUCAUGUGAUAGUUAAAGACACUGUAUAAUAUGUGUAAAGGCGCAGUCAGGGACUCCGGCUAAACUUGUUUGACAGCAUAACUAAAAGGCUAGAGCCAAAAGGUGACACAGACAUGGGGGCUUCCUGGGAUAUAAAGCAUCCAACCACUCCACAGUCAGCAAACCUGAGAAAGAGUGGAUUAGUGUGACAGACUCUAAACAUCCCAGUUCACCAAAUAUUCUAUGUCCAUGAACCCUCCAUUUCUGCUCCUUUAGCUAAGAAAAGCUAUUCAUGAAAAGCUAAACUAAACAAAUGUGUUUUCAGCCUGAGCUAAAACACAGAAUCUGUGUCUGAAUCCCAAACACUAUUGGAAGGCUGUUGAAUAACUUUGGUGAUCUGUAAGAAAAAGUUCUGCCCAUGCUGAAGCCUUUACUACUUGAGGUAUUACCAAAUAGCCUGCACCUUUUGAUCAAAGUAGGCAUGACGAAUCAUAAAAAAACAAAACACAGUCACUGUGGCACGAGAGAUCAUUCAGUAUGUUAUAGGUCAGUAAUAGUAUUUUAUACCAAAUUCGAAAUUUGACUGGGAGCUAAUGCAGAUAAGAUAGGAGUGAUAGCUUCAUAUCUUCUGGUUCUAGUUAGGACUCUAGCUGCUGUGUUCUGCACUACUGGAAAAUCUAGAGAAUAAAGCAUUAUAAUUCACGUGUUGUUACCAACCUAGAGGUAACAAAGCAUGAACUAGUGUUUCUGCAUCAUAUAGUAACAUCAUAUUUCUUAUAUAAGCAAUAUUUCUGAGAUGAAAGAAGGCUAACCUAGGGAUAUUAUCUAUGUGAGCUUCAAAUGAGAAACUGGAGUCAAUAAUGACACAAAGGUAUUUUACGAAAUAGAAAGACCAUCCAGAGUUACUCGGUAAUCAGAAAGCUUACUUCUGGCUGCAUGUGGUCCAGGGAUAAGCAGGAGUUAGUCUAAUACCCUUUACACAUUCUUCAAUUUUAUUAAGCUGGUGUCUCUCAUCUGACAUAGCUGAAACAUAUAGCUGUGUGUCAUCAACAUAACAGUGGAAGAUAAUGCUUAUGAAUCAAGAUGUAGCAUAUGUAAGGAGAAAAGAGGCUGGCCUAAAACAGAACAUUGCAAAACACCAAACAUUACCUUAGAAUUCUUGGAGAAGUCACCAUUAACAUCUACAAAAAGAUUUCGGGACAUAGCCAGUGCUAAGGGAAGAAUUUAUUAUUUUUAUAAGGCUAACUGGUAAUAUGUGUUUAAAGAAACAUCUAGGUAAGGGAUCCAGUAUGUAGGUUGAUAAUUUUGAAGAAGAAAUCAUUGGAAUUUUGUCUCUUGAAGGGGAGUAAAUCAGUCCUGAUUAGAAACAGUAAUAUUAUUUACAGCAUCAUCUAUCAAAUUGUUUGUUAAAUUAAUGGUCUGAAUUUUCUGCCUGAAAAUAUAAAUUCUUCCAUUGAAAUAAUUCAUGCAGUCAUUGCUGCUAAAAAUAUAACGUAUGCGCUUUUCUACAGUGUUUUUAUUCCUAUAUAAUUUUGCUACAGCAUUAGAUGAAAAUUUAGGAAUAUUUUUGUUUUCUUAAAUUAGGGUAGAGAGAUACACUAAUCAGCAUAGCAGCAUAAAGAGAUUGUUGUAGCUCAGAAGGUUCUCUAUCCAUUUCAAUUUAGUUUAAAAUUUUUUUUUUUUUUUUUUAGAUUUAUGUUACAAUUUCCUAAUUUCCUUCAUUGUUUGGAAGCAAUUCAAAAGCUUUGAGAAGUUAGAAUAACUUCUAAGAAAUUUAUUACAAGGGUUAUUAUUAUAAGGGUUACCGAAUAAAUGUCCAUCAUCUAUGUAAAAUUUUAGGAGAAAAAUUUAUUUGGAUUAGUCCCAUUAUGUUCACUUCUAAAGUUUCUAAUGGUUUAAAAAUGUAGGAAAAAUGGCAAGUUCCUAAUCAACUUCCUUUUUGAGAAAAUGCAAAGUCUUUAUUUUACCAGCACUCCUACAAAGGAAUCAAUAGUAACAAGAAUUUUGAUUUGCUGUUAAGCAUUGUAAACAUUGAGCAGGCAUAAGGUCCUUUAGUUUAGCUAAAAUCUAUUCCACAUUUGCUGAUGUAUACCCAACAUUCAAUUUGUCAGCUUUGCCAUCAAAUUCAUUUGCUUUGGAUGUACCAUCCUGUCAAUGAAAAACAACAAUAUAUUAAAAACUACUUUUUUGGGAUAGUCUCACAAUUGUGCAAUUUAAAUUUAAGAAGCAGAUAAAAUACUUUUUUCAAAAAACAUUGUCAUUCAUGUCAUGUAGUUGAUCUUGGCUUCUAUGUCAUUUAAUUGCAGAGAUAUUUUACCACAGUUAAAGCAUUAUUAAGUUAUUAUAUCCUUCCUGGCAGCUGAUCCAAAUCUGGCCAUUUUCCACUAAACCUCUAAGAAAGUAAUUUCUACCACAGAACUGUUACACAUAUAUAUAUUUUUUUUUUUGCACAAUUUUGUGUAAACUUUAGAGACUAUUGUGAGUAACAGCACCAGGACAUUAGCAUUUUAUGAAAUACUUGAAAAACCAGCAAUCACAGAGAUCUUUUUUUUUGGUUCAUUCUGGUGUUUGAUGUGAUAAUUUCCAGAGGUUCCAUGAUUUCUUUAAUUUCAUUGGUGCCACAUGAUUGGAUGAUUAUAUAAACAGUACUGUAUGUGCAGGUGUACAACUGUUCUGAAAAACAGUGAACCUAAAACAUUACAGGUUCAGAUCUAAAAUGUGUAAAAUUACAUUUGUCUCGUUAAAACAAACAGAAAUUAUUAAACAUUAAUGAUAUUUGAAGUUGGACAUCUUGUACAGUCAACAUUUCAGUCUUUGCGUUGUCAGAGUAAUGUCCCACUUGUCCCACUCACUCAGAUUUGCAGUGAAAAGGAUGAGCAGAAAACAAGAAAAUAAUUCAGCCAAAAAAUAAAUAAACAAAUAUCAGUGGUUUCUCUGACCUGAAUUCCUAAGCCACAGCAAUAUCUGAGACAGAGACUAUAUAUAGUAUAUAUCUGAGAUUACAUAUAUAUAUAGUAAUUUUGGAAAAGCUAUGCAAAGGACUUUCCAUUGUUGUUUUAGGUCCACUGGGGUUGGUUAGUUCUCUUUACCAGAACAAAAUUAUAUAUCUUCCAAAUGGUUCUACUGAGAGUUGUCUCCAUUCUCUGUAUUUAUGUUUUAUUACUGACAAAAAGCUUUAAAAGGAUGUCAAGACUAAAUGGGGAUUGUGUAUAACUUUAAGUACUGUACUUGGAAGUAGAGGUCUUCAAGGAUCCACUUAGAUCCGACUCUGCUUUGUAAGUUGGCAGUUAUUCAAGGGGAGUGUAAACAAACAGAACCUGAUGAUUUAGUAGCACUUACUUGCCUGGGCCUCAACGGUAAAAGUAUAAUGAAAUUUAACUUAAAUUGUGAUGGGUUGGCACUCCGUCCAGGGUGUAUCCUGCCUCGAUGCCCGAUGACGCCUGGGAUAGGCACAGGCUCCCCGUGCCCUGAGAAGUUCGGAUAAGCGGUAGAAAAUGAAUGAAUGAUGAAUGAACUUAAAUUGUUUUAAAAAAAUCAUUUUAGAAUAGACAGUAGAGAAUUCUGUAAAUUCUGUGUUCUGUCUGUAAAUUUGCAUUAUGGAACAUUUUCCCAGGUUUGACCAUAUGAUUUUUGAAAGAAUUUUGAAUUUGAAUGUUGAAAGAAUUUUGAAUUUUGAAACUUGAGAACUGAAUGAAUUAUAUCGGUUUAAAAUAUUCCUGUUCAAGUAAAUUGGAAAAAUGUACAAACAAAAUAAAAACAAAAAAUUGUGUAGCAGUAGGGGGGGGGCACGGUGGCUUAGUGGGUAGCACGU